Messenger RNA from Parasteatoda tepidariorum (common house spider), 1460 nucleotides. RefSeq lists its product as uncharacterized. The record is from RefSeq and is a predicted model, not a curated record. Gene Ontology annotation, cellular component: cytoplasm. NCBI's taxonomy places the organism in Eukaryota, Metazoa, Arthropoda, Arachnida, Araneae, Theridiidae. Gene Ontology annotation, molecular function: glycosyltransferase activity.
UGGAUUUUCUUAUCAUCAGUUUCAAUAGGAAGCAUAAUUUCUUCAUCUGGUGUAGAAUGAUAACCCAAUGUUUAUUUUCACGUCUAACAUGGUUGUCAUUGUUCAUUGUAGUGACUUUCAUAAUUUGCAUUACACAAGAAUUCACUUACAUACUAAAUCUCCAUAGCUACGUGUCAACUACAAACUUCAUCGAAAACCGUCCUCCAAUCAUACAAAUAAUAGCUGACAAUGCCCAAAGACAUUCAAAAAACGACAAAAUACGUCUUAAAUCGUGUCAAAACGCAAAGAAGAAGUACGAUGAUUGGAAACAGAUCACUGAUGAAGUGUAUGCUUAUUCUGCUUUUUGGGAGGAUAGAUUUUUAAAUGACUCUUUUGUUAGGAUUAUAGGUGGAGCAAACAUAUCAAACAACACCUUACACAUUAAAUGCCUUUUUACAAAUCAUAGUGAUUCGGGAGCUUACAUUGAAGCAUCUUCCAAGUACAAAGUUCUAAUUGAACACCAUAAUCAACAAAGCAAAGCAAUUUAUGUAAUCUGCUCGUCAAUACAAGAAGAUCGUCCUAAAUAUGUUACGCUGGUGCCAUUAAACUGGAACAACUCAUGGGUAAAUAAACUGAUUUGGAUCAAAGUGCAAUACUCGCAAAGAAGUCUAUUUCCAUCAAGAAUUGGAGUCUGCGUUAGACCACUCUUUAAUUACACAGAUUCAUUCCAUAUAGCAGAGUUCGUAGCCUACUACGAAGCAUUGGGAAUUGAUCGUCUAACAUUCUACAAAUAUGACAUUUCGGAUGAUAUUGAUGUCCUUAUUUACGAACUUCAAAAAAACAACUACGCCAUCGAAUUGUUACCAUGGAGCCUACCAAAGGAUAUCGAGAGCAUGUGGGCCUUGGGACAGAUUGCCAGCAUUAAUGAUUGCAUAUUCAGGCACAGUGGUAUAUCUGAUUACGUAGUAGUGGUGGAUUUAGAUGAAUUUAUUACGCCAAGGCAUGUGAUGAAUCUAACGCAGCUACUGUCUCUUCACGAUUUAAACUGGAAACAUUUUUCCAGUUUUAUUUUUAGAAGUUGUGUUUUCUGUUUAGAAUAUGAACAAGACUUGUUACCACUCGUUAUUCCUAAAUUUAUAACACAAACUCGAAUUCACCGUCAGAAAUUGAUAUAUCCGUAUAUGGUGCGAACAAAAUAUAUUGUGAAGCCUGAACAUGUUAUUGUUGCUGGGGUGCAUCAUGUGUGGGAACUUAUUCUAGGUUAUCAAGAAUGUUUUAUUCCGGCUAACCAAGCUUUGGUUCAUCAUUAUAGAGCUAAUUUGUGCAUCGGAAAAAACAAAUCUUUAGAAAAGGGAGUGAUUGACGUCAUGUCUCGGAAGUAUUUGAAUUCUUUACUAAGAUCAAAGGUUAUAAAAAUAUGGCAAAAACUGUUUGAUUUUUAAAAUUUUAGAAGAACUACAAAUGUAUGAGUCUUUUAACCC